Molecule: messenger RNA, 818 nt
Organism: Ciona intestinalis (vase tunicate)
Lineage: Eukaryota; Metazoa; Chordata; Ascidiacea; Phlebobranchia; Cionidae
Source: RefSeq, a predicted model, not a curated record
UUUAAGUAAUUUAAAAAUGUAUUCAUUUAAAAUAUGCGUUGUGCUAUUGAUAAUGCUGCAUCCAGUUGUGCAGGCCCGAUAUGCCUGGUACGGGCCUGGGAACGGUUAUGCCUACUUCGUUAUUGACAUCAACCUGUCUUACGGCGAUGCUAAGUUGCAAUGUGGAUACUAUGGAGCCACUCUUGCUGUCCAUGCACCCAAGGAUAGGCGUAUUAUGAAAAUUCUUGAAGAGCAUUUGACAGUUUUAACCGAACAAGAUUACUGGAUUGGCCUCAAUGAUAUACAGAGGGAAGGUAGAUUUGUAUGGGAAGACGGCACACUACUCACAAAAAGUCAAGAGAACUGGUAUCCAACAGAACCUAACAACUAUGGGAGAGGCGAAGACUGUGUUGGCGGAAAUCAUGCGGGCAGUUUAAAGUGGAACGACUACCGUUGUUCAUACGGCAAAUUAUACGCACUCUGUGAACGAGCUCUGUGAGUAAAACAUCUGCUUGAAUAAAAAAAAGAUCAACAAAAAUUAAUUAAUUCAUUCACUCAAUUCGGCAAAAAUGCUCCUUUAAAAGUAUAAAUACCCAAACAGGUGUGCAAAUCGCUAAAUAUAUCUUGUUUUAAAAUGUAUAGUGGGAUAUUUAGAAUGAAAGAGAGACUAAUCUUUCCCCACUCUACCAUACGUUAAGGUGCUAUCAAUUAAUAACGUUAUAACAGUUCAGUUCUCGUUGUUUUUGUGGAUUCUUUUAAUACUCAAGUCUUCUGAAUAGAAUAGCAAAGUUAUUAUACAAAACAGCUUAUACGCAUGUGAUUAAAACAGAAGAAGGUUU